AUGGUUCAAUUAUAUAUUAGACAAAAAAUUUUUUCAGCUUCGGAUAAAUACAAGAUUUAUGAUGAGUAUCAAAGAGUGGUUUUUCAAUGUAAAUCAAAGAUAUUAUCGUGGGGAAGUAAAAUUAAAAUGUAUGAUGCAAGUGGUGAAAAUUUAAUUUAUUAUAUAAAGGAAAAAAUUAGAUUUUCAUUUUAUAGAAAGUAUUAUAUUUACGAUAAUGUUGGCAACGAAAUAUGCUGUAUUAAACAAGAUGCAUUGAUUAAACCAAAGUUAGUUAUAAAAAUGUCUGAUGGAAGUGACGAGUUUGAUAUCAAGGGUAAUUGGUUGGCUUACGAGUUUUCAAUUUUAAACGAUAAAUUACAAAUUGGUAGUGUUAGGAAGAAGGUUCUCUCUUGGGCCGAUACCUAUAAUUUAGAUAUAAAUGAUUCUUUUAAUCCUGCCUUAUUUGCCGCUUUUGUUAUUGUGGUUGAUACAUGUUAUCAUAAUAAUAAUAAUAAUAAUUAA
This is a messenger RNA of Dictyostelium purpureum, 501 nucleotides long. RefSeq lists its product as uncharacterized. Bases 1 to 501 code for a protein of 166 amino acids. NCBI's taxonomy places the organism in Eukaryota, Evosea, Eumycetozoa, Dictyosteliales, Dictyosteliaceae. The transcript has a single exon. The record is from RefSeq and is a predicted model, not a curated record.